ACCGAUAAACUUGCUACAAUAUCCUCCAACUACCCCAACUCCAAGCGCAUAUCUAUUCUACGUACAGACUAUCGAAUCUAUCAGCCAAAGCAGAUCUCAAUUUAUAUAUGGGCUGGUCAAAUUUCUGACGUUAAGAGCCCAAGUGCUUUAUUUGUCAGGCCCAUCAUGUCUAACCUAUUUUCGGGAAUUAGCGGACGCUUUCGUGGUACGGGCAAAGGUGCAGGUGCGAAAAGUCCCGGUCUACCACCAUCUGCAUCAUCAUCUUCUACCGGAAAUGUAGCGAAUGGAUCUUCAGGUGGAAUGGCUCCAAGGGUACCUCCGCUUCCUAAUUCGCCAUCACUCACUCAGACGUUCUCUAUGGAAAAUUCCGAGUCCAGCCCAGCAAGAAGCGAUGUUCUUAGCCAUUAUAACCUACCUCGUCCCAAGCCACUUUGGAUAAAUGACUCGUACGCCAAGCAUAUUGUGAAGGGGAACUUCAUGACACUAUCAGCUCGACCCAAGACCGUUGAACAAGGAGAAUGGAUUGCGCAUCAAGUUGUUGAACAUUACAGGAUUUUGUGGAACUUUGUUCGUGUGGUUCAUGAUAGGGAUGAAGACGGGACUUCAAUUUGUAACCUUUCAACCUGUCCACGAAUGUCAGCUGGCGCUAACUAUUCGUUUACAUGGUUAAAUCCUCGCAAAGAACCAGUCGAGGUACCCGCCCACGAGUAUAUUUCAUUGAUGCAACGAUGGAUUAGUAGUAAACUUGAUAAUCCUGCUAUAUUCCCUACAGAUCCGACUGGUGUUUCCUCAGCACCAAUUCAUACAAUCUCAGAUCAUUCCUUAUCAAAUUAUGGAUCUAAUAGCCCUAAUACAAAUGGGCCCAAUAUUGCUGGUCAAAACAUUACGUCACAUCUAAGCUCACCACAUUCUCAGUACGGUAAUAAAAAUGAUUGGAUAGGAAGAAGUAGUGGCUUCCCCAUGGAAUUCGUCGAUGUUUGUCAAACAAUAUUUCGUCAAAUGUUUCGAGUAUAUGCCCAUCUCUACUGGGCCCACUUUACUGACCCGUUCUACCAUCUAAACCUUGAAAAAUCUAUGAAUAGCUGUUUCAGUCAUUUUAUACUUACUGCUACUGAAAUUGAGAUGUUAAAGCCACACGAACUGGAGCCUAUGCAGCCCUUAAUUGACCUAUGGGCAGCUAACGGGACAUUCCCAAAGGAAUCAAAAGCCUACGCAGGCGCAAAUAUCAGAGCUGGUGAAAAGUUGAUAAGCCUUUCAGGUAUAAACUGA
Messenger RNA from Blumeria graminis f. sp. triticale, 1269 nucleotides. The record is from the annotation of a GenBank genome assembly. NCBI's taxonomy places the organism in Eukaryota, Fungi, Ascomycota, Leotiomycetes, Helotiales, Erysiphaceae.